GGACCGAACCACAAAUGUUAAUGAUUGGUUGAAACUAGAGCGCGUCUACGUGGGCGCUAUGCUCGAUUGUUAUUGGUCACUUCACCGGAUAUGACCUUUAUUAAAAGAUCAUGGCGGAAGAGUCAAAAAAGCGCAGCGUUUCCAAGAUCAGGCGUGAUGUCAUCGGACCAGGUGACAGUUCCAUUGAUCUCACCAAAGUCCUUCCAAUGAAAAAAAUAAGAAAAAGUCGCCUUAAACCUUGGAUACCACCUAAGAGCACUCAUGCAACCCUCCAUCUUCCUGUUGCUGUUUCUGCAAUUGCUCCUGUUCCUGCAAGUGCACCUACAGGUUCCUCUAGUGGUCCUUUAUGUCCUGAGGAGACUGAGGAGAGUCAUGAAUUUGUGGCAACCACCGAAGAGGUUGUGUCUCUCUCUUUUUCUAAAAAUGACCAGUAUUGCUAUGAGUUAUGUACCUCAGAGCACUUGAUGCUAUGUAGCCACCCUGGCAAAAAUCAAGUGUAUCUAAUGGAGAGGUACCAUGAGGAAAACUUCACGACUACUUCUAAGUAUGUUUUUGUUCAGAGAAAAGUAGUGGAGUUUUCAGAUCAUCAAAAUUGGUGCUACAGCUGUUCCUGUGAUGCAGGGGUUCAAAAGCAGCUUGCUGUAAUAAAAAAAAGCAACUUGACAUUUUCAGAAUUUCUUGUCCUGUACCCCAAUUGUCUCCACAUCCAAACACUCAUUACAGUGAUUGGAAAGGAAUUAAGAUAUGACGAAGCAACUGAUGAGUCAUCAGUGUUUCUGGAAAUCCCAUUUGACACCAACAAAUUCAUAUUUGGAGGCCUUUCUGGGUACACUGUGGUGUCUGCAAAGGAUGGAAAAGUGUACUGCCACCACUGCUCAAUCCACUUUGCAUGUCAUCAUGUCAAGGAGCUAAGAAGUCUGCAGCAUGUGACACAUAUUGCAGAGUUCCUGGGUGGUCUAGGACUGGGACAGUUCCAUCAGGAGGUUAUACCAAGGCCAGUGUCAACACACCCAAUCUCCUUUGAUCAGGUCUGCUUCUCAAGUUGCCCCCAAGAGGCAUUUGUAAGCAAAGACGGGCUGCUGCAGUUGCUGCCAGAGGUCCCUGGUGUGUGUGACUGUGGGGCUGGAAUGGCCAACAUACCAGUGGAGGACAAGAAGGCCAGGCUCUUCACUUCCACUGGGAUGUUUCCAGUGCAAACAUACAAAUACCAGUGCACUGACUGCAAAAACGCAGUGCAGUAUGAGGGAGGAUCCCAGUGUAUUGUCAAUAUGGGGUCCUACCUCAUACACCAUGAGGUCCUCCGGGACUACAUGUUCCAUUUUUUAUUUUCUGGCUCCAGCAUUUACAGCUAUACAAAGGUGUGGGAGCAGAGAGCAGCGGACCAUGGGGUGGCAGACUUCCAUCGCCACAUGUCUUAUCACAAAUUCAGACAUGCCUGGCAUGCCUUCCUGGGUCUUCUGAAUUUCCCCACAGAGGAAGGAUUUCUCUGCCCCACCUGUGGGAGCGAGCCACAGCAGGUUGUGAUGGAUGGAACCACCCUGGGCUACCACCAGAGAUACUCCAGGAGAACCUCUGCCCACACUGAGGACACCUACCUGGGCACAGGGAGCAGGUACAUCGACAGGGUUCUGUUGCCACAGAAGAAGAUCAGGGACAUGCUUGGCAAUUACAUCAAAUCUAUACCAACAUCAAUCCCUGACUUUGAAUGCCUGAAGGCAGAGGUGGAGAGAGGUGCCGGCUUCCUCUCCCCUUUGCUGAGGAUUUUUGAGGAUGGUGGGCACACCUCACACCCCCCCGAGCCCUUCUGUCCCCUCCUUCAGGAGGUGGUGAAAGCCACUCCUGCAUGUGCCCUCCUCCAUCCAGGCAGUGAGGUUGAGAGGCUGGUGAGGGAGAUUUCCUCCACCCCAUCUGAGGAGAUCCCCCACCACACUGACCUGAUGAGGACCCUCGCCCACCAUUGUCCCCUGCUGUGGGACCUGGUAGCUGCCUGUGGCCAUUUCCCUGAGGAGGUCAAACCCCUCCUCAAAAGAAUGGCCCAGGUAGCUUGGUUGGCAUAUGAUGUGCCACCAUUAGGUGAGUGUGCCAGUGUCCCUCAACAAGAUGAGUUGAGUUUUUUCCCCCACCUGCCGACACGGCGUCCUAGGGGGGCCUUCCUGAUGGACCGGCAGAGGAGGGAGGAUUCACAGGAAGCAGGCUGCCACAAGAGUGCUGGCCACCAUGCAGCCCUCAUUCCAGGCCUAUUUACCAUGUUCUGUUCACAUGGAGUUUGCUAUGGAUUCUCCAUAAUGGAGAACUGUGAAUCAGUUAACAUACCGUUCACCAUACUAAGGAGCCACUUCACAUCAGGGCCGGGUACUGUUCUCUAUGAUAAUGCAUGCAAACUGCACAGCUAUGCGUUGAACAGGGACCCACAAUUCUUCAUCAACACGUGGUUCCUUGUGGACAGAUUACAUUGGAAAAACCAUUCUGCAUGCAGCUCGGGUUACAACACCAAUAGAUAUCCACAGUUUGGAAAUAUCAACACCCAAGUGGCAGAGCAAUACAAUGCCAAACUGAAACGGCUAAAGCACCAUUUGCCUUACAUGGCCAAGCAGCAUUUUCUGCAACACCUCAAGCUGUACCUCUGGUAUCAUUCCAGAAAUGUGGCCAGAAAGCUUCAACGUUAACCGAUUAAUGUCUCUGUGUGUGUGUGUGUGUGUGUGUGUGUGUGUGUGUGUGUGUGUGUGUGUGUGAGAGAGAGAGAGAGAGAGUGUGUGUGUGUGUGUGUGUGUGUGUGUGCGUGCGUGCGUGCGUGCGUGCGUGCGUGCGUGCGUGCGUGCGUGCGUGUGUGUGUGUGUGUGUGAGAGAGAGUGUGAGAGAGAGUGUGUGUGUGAGAGAGUGUGUGUUUGUGUGUGUGUGUGUGUGUGUGUGAGAUAGAGUGUGUGUGUGUGUGAGAGAGCGUGUGUGUGUGUGUGUAUGUGUGUGUGUGUGUGUAUGUGUGUAUGUGUGUGUCUCAUUUUCUCAUUUUCACUCAUGUUUCUAAUGCGUGCGUGCGUGCGUGCGUGCGUGAGUGUGUGUGUGUGUGUGUGUAUGUGUGUGUGUAUGUGUGGUUGUGUGUGAGUGUGUGUGUGUGUGUGAGAGAGUGUGUGUGUGCGUGCGUGCGUGCGUGCGUGAGUGUGUGUGUGUGUAUGUGUGUGUGUAUGUGUGGUUGUGUGUGAGUGUGUGUGUGAGUGAGUGAGUGUGUGAGAGUGAGUGAGUGAGUGAGUGAGUGAGUGAGUGAGUGAGUGAGUGAGUGUGUGUGUGUGUGUGUGUGUGUGUGUGUGUGUGUGUGUGUGUGUGUAUGUGUGUAUGUGUGUGUCUCAUUUUCUCAUUUUCACUCAUGUUUCAAAUGCGUGCGUGCGUGUGUGCGUGCGUGCGUGCGUGCGUGAGUGUGUGUGUGUGUAUGUGUGUGUGUAUGUGUGGUUGUGUGUGAGUGUGUGUGUGUGUGUGUGU
Messenger RNA from Sardina pilchardus (European sardine), 3471 nucleotides. RefSeq lists its product as uncharacterized. The transcript is spliced from 19 exons. The record is from RefSeq and is a predicted model, not a curated record. Lineage: Eukaryota; Metazoa; Chordata; Actinopteri; Clupeiformes; Clupeidae. The coding region runs from base 111 to 2666 and encodes 851 amino acids.